AUGGACAAAGAUUGCGAUAUGGUAUAUAAGAACAUCUCUGACAUAUACAAAUCUGGGGAGUUUAAGACCUACGACAACUUUGUUUCGUUAGUUGCAAAAUGUGUUUGGGAAAUAAGAGAUAAAGAUAGUAGGGGUAAGGUAUGGAACGAACAAAUAAAACCCGCUAUGUUCGAGAUGAAGAGAGCAAUUGACGCCUUAGUUGUUUUAGCAGGUAAGGUUUCAGAAUAUAACGCAAAAAUGAACCCGCAAUGUUCAAAAUGUAAAGCAGCAAUGAGGAAAUAUAACUACUCAGUCAAAGAGAUAGAACGUAUGAGAAACGACUAUGCAGAUUUAAAGAAAGAAGCAGAAAAACCAGCAGAAGAUAAAAUGGACAUGUUAGAAUUUCUGAACAAAAACUAUCCAACAGCAGAAGAUUUCCUUCUUUCAGAUGUCAAGAAGAAGUAUAAAGAAACUUUCGGUAUCGUUAAAACAUUCGAUGUACUGACAGAAGAAAUAGAAGCUACGAAAUUGUUUAGGAUUUCAAAUAUACAUCAUACAAUUCAUGUAAAACGCUUAUAA
Trichomonas vaginalis G3 is the source of this 558-nucleotide messenger RNA. RefSeq names its product organellar and viral DNA polymerase type B. NCBI's taxonomy places the organism in Eukaryota, Parabasalia, Trichomonadida, Trichomonadidae. The transcript has a single exon. The record is from RefSeq and is a predicted model, not a curated record. The coding region runs from base 1 to 558 and encodes 185 amino acids.